Messenger RNA from Sitodiplosis mosellana (orange wheat blossom midge), 2824 nucleotides. Its product is annotated as CREB-binding protein-like. Gene Ontology annotation, cellular component: transcription regulator complex; histone acetyltransferase complex. Gene Ontology annotation, molecular function: transcription coactivator activity; histone acetyltransferase activity; chromatin DNA binding. The coding region runs from base 1624 to 2337 and encodes 237 amino acids. Gene Ontology annotation, biological process: positive regulation of transcription by RNA polymerase II. The transcript has 2 exons. Lineage: Eukaryota; Metazoa; Arthropoda; Insecta; Diptera; Cecidomyiidae. The record is from RefSeq and is a predicted model, not a curated record.
CUUGGAAAUAGAUAAGCUAGUGUUUUGCGUGUCUUCUUUAGAAUAUGUUUUGAUACAAAGAUUUUGGGUAUUUGAUUGAUAGUUUUGUUGAGCUUUUUUUCUUGAAGUGAAAUAACGGAUAAUACAUUUUCAAUUCCAGUCCAAAGUGUAAUCUUUUCAAAGAAAAUUGGAUAAUUCAAAAUGAAUCCUACCUCAAACACCAUGAACAAUUUGCAUUGGCACAAUUCAGUUACGACUGAAAUUCGCAAUGAUUUAAUCUAUAAAUUGGUGCAAACAAUAUUCCCGGCGUUCUGUCCAGUGCUCGAACCGCGAAUGCACAAGUUGGUUGCAUGUGCCAAGAAAAUUGAAGGUGAUAUGUACGAAAUGGCAAAUUCGAGAUCUGAAUACUAUCACCUGUUGGCGGAGAAAAUUUAUAAAAUUCAAAAACAAUUGGAAGAAAAGCGCCAGAAGCGAAGGGAACAACAGCAGAUGCAGCAGACUAACAGUACACAAUUGAAUGGGAAUGAACCAGAUAAUAGGAGUUCCGAGACUUUGCAACAUUUGAACGAAAUUAUUGAAAAGUUAUCGUUAGAAUGAGAACAUUCAUCAAAUAUGGCAAAUGUUGAAGCAAUUAAGCCAAUCAGUUGCAAUUAUGAAAUCAACCAAAGAUAGCGUAAACAAAUUAUGAAAAAAAAAGGAAUUUAUUUUGAAACCAUCGAAUUCUAAAGAAAAUAUUCUGUUCCAAACAAAAAACUUUUUUUGCUAUUAUUUUUGUGUUUUUUAUAUCUCUAGAAGUAAGAUUAUGUUGUUUCAAGAACUUGGGCAAUAAACAAAAAUACAUUAGAAAAAGAUCAGUGACUUCAUUCAAUUUUUCCGAGGUUUUACAAAAAAACAUUCAUUUAUCUCCAAUUUUAUUGAGAAAAUAUAUGAAUUGUAAGAAGUCUGACCAUUUGUUGUAUUCAUUAUCCAACUAAUAGAAAUGCAAAAGUGACUAGGGUAAGCCGGUUGGUUUUGUAUGCAUUUUUGCAAUAGAAAUGCAGUAGUGUUGCCAAUUUGAAUACAGACGUAAGCGAAUCACAGAGACAUCUAAAGGCAAUCGGAAACUGUCAAUGUCAAUGAAUGUUUGUUGGAUAUUUACAAAACACAGAUAAAAAGUUCAUUUUUUACAAUUUUUCGUCCUAUUUCAUUCAAUUAAAUUCCGUUUUAUAAAGUUUUAUAGAAAUGUCGUUUGUUUCAUCACAACAUGCAUCUAUAGCAAGUUGUAUGCAAAUGGUAAUGAAUUUAAACUUGUACAGUAUUGCCUACUCCAAAUUCUGCGCUGAAAUUCGCACAAUGAGCUGCUAUUUGUCAAACCAUUGCUCACUUGUUUACAAUCUGUCAACUGGUGAACACGGUUUUCCUUUGCUGUGAUACAAAAUAAUUUCACAACUUCACGCAAUUCUUUGAAUUCAGUUCUACGUCUCAGUUCAAUACCAAAUCUGCCAUAUUUCAAAGAUUUUGGCGUGAUAAGUUUGUGAAAAAGUCAAAACCAUUUAUUAAUCAACAACGGACGAAGCGUGUUUUUAUAAAAGAGUCAACGCCCACUAAAGCCGCUCAAAACGAAUUUUCCAACUAACAAACGAAAGCGCACCUACCGAAUUGAAUAUGUCCAGCGAAUUGCAAGCGGAUCUGGAGAAGCCAACGCUCAUCCAACAGCAAUUGGUGUUAUUGUUGCAUGCGUACAAGUGUCAAAAGCGCGAAAAUGAUAAUCCAAACGGUCAGGAUGCAAACAAGUGCACGUUGCCGCAUUGCAAAACCAUGAAAGACGUUUUAAAUCAGCUGAAAAACUGUGAAACGGAUCAAGAUUGCACGAUGCCGCAUUACAAAACCAUUAAAGACGUUCUGAUUCACAUGAAAAAUUCUAAAUGUAAUAAAGAUUGCACGGUGCCGCAUUGUUCGUCAUCUCGUCAAAUUAUUAGCCAUUUGAAGAGCUGUCAACGAUCCGAUUGUCGGGUGUGUUUUCCGUUGAAACAAAUAUUAGCGAAUAAAGGAAAUGACGGCACCACAAAUGCACAGGCAACAACCAUGCUUUCUGAUGUAAACGCAACUUUGGAUACAGCUUCAAAGAAUGGAAAUUUGGUUACCAACAAUCAAUCGAAUGAAAUCCGUCAACAAGACAUUCCGGCCAUUGUGAAGAAAGAAGCAGCACCUGAUGCCAUAUCAACUGAUCAAAUUAUUGCCCAUCGAAAGAAUUGCAAGGACUUCAACUGCCCAGCAUGUUUGACGUUGAAUUUGGCCCUUAGAGAAUUGAAGGCAUCAAAACAAAACAUCGAUAAUAUCAUUGCCAUGUUGGAGUUGGAACACGAGGAUGCUGAGUAGGAUAGCGGUCAUUUCAAUUCGGAUUAUUUCCUGUCACUUAAAGCCUCAAACAGCGACUUUUUUUUCACCAUUUAUACUAUGUUUUUUCAUCGUUUUUAUACCAGAACAAACUAUUUAACAAUAUAUCUAUAACGAAUUAAAAUGAAUAGGGUAUUUUUCAUUUAUUUAUCCUUUGAAGCUAUUUUAACGGAAUCUAUCAAGAUUUCAAAUAGAAAACUAAUAAAUAUCGGUUGAUUUUCGAAUAAGAUCCUUUUCCACAGAGCGAACCCAUCAUUUGCCAUAAUUUAGAAUAGUUGAAUUUUGCUAAUGUAAGUUAGUAGUCAUAAUUUCAAAACAAGAGCAACUACUUCACUGAUUCAAAAAAUAUAACGAAGAAAUAGCGUCAGCUAAGAUCAUUUUAUCUUUACAUUUUCAAAAGAUUAACUCAUUUCUAUAUUUGUCAUCAAUAUUUUAACAAGCGUAAAAUAAAUAUAAACAAAAAACCGAA